AUGCAAAAGGACGUGUCAAAAGCAUCUGAUACUGUCAAUAAUAAUCAUUGUACUAAUGGUACACAGAUAACGACAGCACAAAACUGGCGAUAUUUUGGUGGAAGAUGGAGAGGAGGUAGAUCGACUUAUUAUGGAUAUCGUAAUCAUCCGGCAUUUUUUGGUCCGUUUGCGGAAUUUUCAACACCUCCACCUGCUGUUUUUGACAUACCACCGCGUGUACUACCCGCCAAUAUGUUUAAUGCCAAUGUGGUACCACCCUGUGAAAGAGACGCUCAGUUCGAAAUGCAGUUUGCACCUUUUACGAAUCAUUCCCCAUCAUAUCAGUUUGACAGUUAUUUGCCUCGCUUUCAUAAAGAUGCACUUCCUUUAUCUUUAAAUGCCAUUGGUGCUAUUCAUCCAUCAUCAUCAUCGUCCUCAGCAUAUAAUCGUCAUUCUAUAAAAGGUGGAAAAAUGCAUCGUUGCAAAACAGAAAGGAAAGAUAUCAAGGAUUUGCGGCAUAAUUGUCAAGAACUUCCAUCUGAGCAGUUAUCGCGACUAAGCUUAGAAGGUGGGUUAGUUGACGUCCAAGAAGGCUAUGGCUGUCCGCCUUCAUAUGUUAUGGAGAGCUAUCGUGGUCAAACUGAGUUGAUUACAGCACCACAUGAUUGUCGACUUUUUAAAGAUAAUUCUAAUUCAGUAACACCGCUUUCUGUAAACGGAACUUUUCGAAAUAAUAAGGCGAUGACUCAUCGCGAACAUGAAUCACUGCAAACAUUACGAGACAGGCUGAAGAAGCAGCUGGAAGAAGAAAGCUAUGAAUGCAUGAUUUGCUGCCAAGUCAUACGUGCUAGUGAGUGGAUAUGGACUUGCAAAAAAUGUUACCAUAUGUUCCAUAUUAAUCGUGCGAAUUCAUAUGGUUGCAUAACGCAGUGGGCAGCUAAAAGUUUCCAAGCAGAUAUCGGCUGGCGUUGCCCAAGUUGUCAGAAUGUUACUUUUGAAAUUCCCAAACAGUAUCGAUGUUUCUGUACUAAAAAGCUGAAUCCUCCAACACAAAGAUUCCCGGAUAUGCCUCACUCCUGCAAUUCAGUUUGUGGGAAAAUUCGUGGUGCCGGUUGUACUCAUCCGUGUACAGACCAGUGUCAUCCAGGGCCUUGUGCAGAAUGUCUGCUUACGCUUACUCAAAAAUGCAACUGUGGUCGGGAGACUAUUGCUGGUCGCUGCGGUAAGCAACUGGAAUUUAAGUGCUCAGUGGUGUGUGGGAAGACGCUCAAUUGCGGGUUACAUAAAUGCGAAGUUACUUGUCACCAAGGAGAUUGUAGCGUUUGUGAAUAUGUUGUUACUCAAAAAUGUUUUUGUGGUCUUGAAGAGCGUGUCGUGCCUUGUACAGCUUUAAAUUUGAAAGUUACUUCAUUUAGUUGUGGUGCUCCAUGCACUGGGAUGUAUGCAUGCGGUGUACAUAAAUGCGAACUCAAAUGUCAUGACAAACAUGGAAAAGAUGAUUGUGGACUGUGUAGUUUAUCACCGAAAAAGAAGGAAUAUUGUCCCUGUGGACGAACACUUAUUGCAAAGCUACUGAAUAUGGAGCGAACAUCUUGUACUGAUCCAGUUCCCACAUGCAAAAGUGUUUGCGGCAAAGUUCUAGCUUGUGGUCCAGAGGAUCAACCGCAUCGCUGCAUUCAACUAUGUCAUGUGGGAUCCUGUUCUGGUUGCCCUUCAAGUUGUUUGAUAAGUUGCAGGUGUAAAGCCUUGAAAAAAAUAAUACCAUGCAAAGAAUUUAUUCUUUAUUCAGCCGAAAAUCCGUAUCUUUGUCUGCGACGGUGUAAAAAAUUGAAGACCUGCCAGAAUCAUCGGUGCCGUGCUGUUUGUUGUGUUGAUGAGGAGCAUGUUUGUAUGCAGAUCUGCGGUAAAAAACUGAAUUGUGGAAUUCAUAAGUGUGACCGAUUAUGUCACGUUGGGCAAUGUUCUCGAUGUUUGCAAGCAAGUUUCGAGGAACAACACUGUUUGUGUGGGCAGACCGUCCGCGAACCACCGAUCCCGUGCGGCACACCACUUCCACCUUGCAAUCAGCCGUGUUCACGACAACAUUCCUGUAAUCAUCCUCCAAUGCACAACUGCCAUGCUGAGCCUGAGUGUCCACCUUGUACUGUGCUUACUCAGAAGCCAUGUUACGGUGCACACGAGAUACGCGCAAAUAUUCCAUGCUUUUUAAACGAUGUUUCUUGUGGACGCCCGUGUGAUAAGAAACUGUUGUGCAAUGUACAUCGAUGUAAACGAAUUUGUCACGUAGGACAGUGCUUGGUAAAUGAUAUCUCGUGUCAGCAACCAUGUAUUAAAAAAAGAGUUGGAGAAUCUUGUGAUCACAUCUGUGGCCUUCCAUUGAUCAUCACUUGCUCAUGUCUUCGGAAAUCGUCUAAAAUGCCUUGUUCAGAUGUUGAAAAGGCUUACCAAAAGUUGUUAUCACUAAAAGUAAUGGAGGAUAACCAUUCGAAUCUGUCUGUCGAGAAACGUCCAUUAAAAAAAAGUUUAAGCGCAGAAAAAUAUCGUUGCCUUCCAUGCGAUGUAGAAUGUCAACGAGCACUGAGAAAUAAAAAACUGGCAAGAAUAUUAAAUAUUUCUCAUCCAGAUGCAGUUGAUGCUUUAUCUGCUUUUUUGAAAAAUAAGUUAAAAACGAAUUACAAAGACAUUUUGGACGUCGAAGACACAUUGAUUGAACUUCUGCAUGAUUUAGAUGCUCAACCAAAUGUGACGUCUGUUAGUCACUCAUUUCCACCAAUGCAUUCGGAGCUGCGUCGCAUAAUUCAUGAAUACAGCGAACAUUUUGGCAUCGAAACAGUCAGUUAUGGCCAGGAACCACAAAGAAAUGUAGUCGCCACCGCUAAGCGGGGUGUAAGUUAUAUGCCAGCUGUUCUUCUUACGGCUUCUAAAAGAUACGCGACAGAAUCAUCUAUGUUAGCAUCAAGCAGUGCAGCAUUCGCUCCAUCCAAAACUCUAUCACCGAUUUCAAAAAAUUUUUCAUGUGUUGGAAGUAAGAUGCAGCAACUGCAUUCAGAAGGCAAAGCGCUAAAACGAGGUUUGAAAGAACCAUUGAUGUCACAAAAAUAG
Brugia pahangi is the source of this 3081-nucleotide messenger RNA. The record is from the annotation of a GenBank genome assembly. Lineage: Eukaryota; Metazoa; Nematoda; Chromadorea; Rhabditida; Onchocercidae.